Gilbertella persicaria is the source of this 364-nucleotide messenger RNA. RefSeq lists its product as uncharacterized. The record is from RefSeq and is a predicted model, not a curated record. The transcript has a single exon. Lineage: Eukaryota; Fungi; Mucoromycota; Mucoromycetes; Mucorales; Choanephoraceae. The coding region runs from base 77 to 295 and encodes 72 amino acids.
UAAGCUUUCUUCUAUUCUAACAUGUUUAAAACUAAUAUCGUCUACGCUUGCUGCCAAGACUUCCUUACCUCCCUACAUGGCUGAUCCUAUUGAGACAAGACAAAAAUUUGUUAAUUUAUUGGAAAAGAAGAUUAUGAUUGAAGCCAAAGACAUUGCAAAUCCUUCAUUCCCUAGCUACAGCGCAUACUUGAUGAACAGCCUUGUUUUUGUUGAUGAACUUGAAUCUGUUCUUCAUACGACUCAGAAUCUUGUAGGUGUUGAAGAUCCCGAAGAGUGGCUUCGAUCUCGCAUUUAGACUUAUAGACCUGUAUGAAAAAGUAAAUUUAUUAUGUGUAUGAUUACGAUGCAUGAAUGUGCUUGCUUC